AUGCCGCGAGAAAUUCAAAUAAAUGUGCCAACAUACAAUAAAAUAAAAGCAGCUCCGGCCCCACCGCGCUUAGCGAAUAGUAGUGAAACAAGCACGAAGUGCAGUGAAAUAAACCUAGCCGUAACAGAAGCUGACCAAAAGCAUUCAGCUGAUCGACGAAAUGCUUACUUUUCGUUCGUUUCCCCCACAAACAAUGCUGAUCGCGAUAAAUCGCUCUCUCCCUCCCCCCAAACACCUUGGCAUGCACAGUCGCCAAUGUCUCUGGUAGACCAAGUUGUUCUAACGCAACAACAAAGCACUAGCUUAGCAACAAGCACAGUAACAACAGUGAGCGCAGCUCUCACAACAACGACUACAACCACGACUUCAGCAAUGACAGCGGUUUCACAACGCAGUUCACCCACAUCUGCACAAACGGCAAUUUCGGCACCAGCCGAAGCCAAGCAACGCAGCUCAGCGCAAGUUGACCUACUUAAUCCAACAACCCGUACAUUGACUCAAACGGGUAUUGAUAGGUAUAUACAAGUCAAACGAAAAUUAAGCCCACAGCAGCAAAAAAUUGCAAACCCAUCAAAAAUUGCAAAAACGAAAACCACUGACAUUAACCCUCUACUGGGAAAUAAGUUUGCGAUUCUGGACAAAUAA
Molecule: messenger RNA, 645 nt
Organism: Rhagoletis pomonella (apple maggot)
Lineage: Eukaryota; Metazoa; Arthropoda; Insecta; Diptera; Tephritidae
Exons: 1
Coding region: 1-645 (214 amino acids)
Source: RefSeq, a predicted model, not a curated record